Messenger RNA from Kwoniella shivajii, 534 nucleotides. RefSeq lists its product as uncharacterized. The transcript is spliced from 3 exons. Lineage: Eukaryota; Fungi; Basidiomycota; Tremellomycetes; Tremellales; Cryptococcaceae. Gene Ontology annotation, molecular function: catalytic activity. The record is from RefSeq and is a predicted model, not a curated record. The coding region runs from base 1 to 534 and encodes 177 amino acids.
AUGCCUAAAUUCUUAUCUUGUUUGCCUACCAAACGAGAUCUAUCCGAUGAAUCUCUUCUAGCUGAGAAUGGGAAUACCAAGGUGAUAAAAGGUUGUACAUUCUGUGAUGUAUCUGUAGAAAAGGGAUUUGGUGUGAUUCAUGAGGAUGACGGUUUGAUCGCAUUUCAUGAUCGUACACCUCGAGCAACCAUACAUCUCCUGAUCAUUCCUAGAUUACAUGAAGUGUCUUCUGUGAGGCAGUUGACAAAGGCACAUCUUCCACUUGUUCGCUCAAUGAUCAAUGUCGCUCAUUCACUUGUACCGGAAUCACCACCUCCCAAAAUGGGAUUCCACAUCCCGCCUUUCUCUUCAGUCCCUCAUUUACAUCUACAUGUCUUCUCAGGUGAACACACGUUCAUUGGUAAAUUGAAAUAUCCUAUCACGGGGAACAGACGACAAAGUGAAAAAGGAUUAGGUUGGUUCGUUACUGCUGAACAAGUCGAACAUACUUUACAAAAUGGAAGAACAGUUGGUCUUGGUAGAGGAUCAUCAUAA